AAGCAGGGCUAGAAUUGGAAACCAAAGCCCAGAAUGGCAGGAGAGGAUGUGGGGGCUCCACCCGAUCACCUCUGGGUUCACCAAGAGGGUAUCUACCGCGACGAAUACCAGCGCACAUGGGUGGCCGUCGUGGAAGAGGAGACAAGUUUCCUAAAGGCACGAGUCCAGCAAAUUCAGGUUCCCCUAGGUGACGCAGCUAGGCCAAGUCACCUUCUUACCUCCCAGCUACCUCUCAUGUGGCAACUCUACCCGGAGGAGCGCUACAUGGAUAACAACUCUCGCUUGUGGCAGAUACAGCAUCAUUUAAUGGUCAGUGGAGUACAGGAGCUGUUGCUUAAGCUUUUGCCUGAUGAUUAAGCUGGUGCUGGGAUUCUAGGAAGAUAUGCUCCUUUGUUCUGUUCAAUAUAUGGCAAUCACUUCAUCCACUACUACAGUGCCCACCCUUGGGCCUUGGGGAAGGGAGUGGGUUGAAAAACUCCAGAACAUGGAAGUUUAG
Nycticebus coucang (slow loris) is the source of this 496-nucleotide messenger RNA. It is a transcript of the gene MTCP1, whose product is annotated as mature T cell proliferation 1. The record is from RefSeq and is a predicted model, not a curated record. Gene Ontology annotation, biological process: positive regulation of peptidyl-serine phosphorylation. The transcript has 4 exons. Gene Ontology annotation, molecular function: protein serine/threonine kinase activator activity. NCBI's taxonomy places the organism in Eukaryota, Metazoa, Chordata, Mammalia, Primates, Lorisidae. Bases 34 to 357 code for a protein of 107 amino acids.